Mercenaria mercenaria is the source of this 850-nucleotide messenger RNA. RefSeq lists its product as uncharacterized. The transcript has 2 exons. NCBI's taxonomy places the organism in Eukaryota, Metazoa, Mollusca, Bivalvia, Venerida, Veneridae. Bases 92 to 664 code for a protein of 190 amino acids. The record is from RefSeq and is a predicted model, not a curated record.
GCUUCCUUUUUAGAUCGUCACACACACACACAUAUAGGCGAUCACGCCUACUUCACUUCAAACCUUGAAACCGGACAAAACGUUGUAGAAAAUGGAACUUCUGGGGAAAGUGAUAGGUGUCUUCUGUAUUGCUGCCUUCAUACCGGUGUGUUGCAGAGCACAGUAUCGCAAUCUCAAUGAUACGUCUUUGUUAAGACGUAUUUUCAAAACCCUAAGUUUCGAACGACAUGCCAGUCAGGAAAACCAACAAGCUGAGCCCGAGUCGCAGUUAGACUAUGGAAAAAGUCGCCAAGGAUACCGUAUGUCACUUUCAGAUGACCUUGGUUUCGGUGGGCACAAUGAAGUUGCCCGCCUACCAGCCCAGUCUCAAUCACAUCCAGUUUACAGAAGAACUCGUCAAGCUAUAUUUGAAUACAGACAUGGUGAUCAGGUUGCUGACAACAUCGAAGAUAAAUGGGAUUCAAAAGAGGAUCGGAUAGAAUACACUGUACAUGAUGACGAUUACAAUGAUAACACAUUUGAUGCUGAUAAUGAUGAUGACGAUGAUGAUGACGAUGAUGGCGGAAAAAAUGAUGAUGAUAAUGAUAAUAGUGAUUCUGAUGACAAUGAUAAUGAUGAUGAUGAAGAUGACUAUGAUAAAUAUGAUGAUGAUGAUUAUUAUUAACAGCAUAUUUUUAUAAACACUUGACUCAGAAUACAAUCUAGAAAUAAUUUCAGUUCUAUGUAAGCUAGAUUUUUUCCGAUUGCUUUUGAUUGCUACUGUUCUUAAUUUCUAAAAUACACAUUGUACACCUGCAAACUAUUGUUGUAAUAAAAUCUGUAAGAACUAUAAAUUAAUUUUUUAUGCAAA